AUGCAGAUGGUGAGACCGAAGAAGAACGUCAAGUGCGCUAGCAGCCUGUCGAACCAUUCCUCUUCAUCACUGAAACCCCAACUGACCCAGUACUUUGUUUCAGCAACAUCAGCAGAACUCUGUUGCUGUGUCACAGGAGAACUAGCGCUUGCUUGGGCCUGGGUUGGCUUCGACGAAGUGUUGACAAAACGCAGUGAUGGUAUUGUUGCUGUUCGUGGAAUUGGUACAAUAAUUUUCACCAGCCGAGGAUUUUUGGCCAGUGAUUUAACGAUACCACUCCUCAGCAGUUGGUUCGCACUUAGACGGACUAAGUUGGCCAUUAUUCACUAG
Molecule: messenger RNA, 330 nt
Organism: Cotesia congregata
Lineage: Eukaryota; Metazoa; Arthropoda; Insecta; Hymenoptera; Braconidae
Source: the annotation of a GenBank genome assembly